AUGGGGAGAAUAUUAAUGCAGUAUAUAUCAACGAAAAAGGAUUCCAUUAUUGCUAGUUCAAUUGAUUCUGAUAUAAAUGAUUUCAAGGUUACAGCGACAAAGCUCUUGUACAAUGCAACUAUGCUUGGAGGAGUUGGGUCUAGCACUUCUUUUCUCAAAGGACUUGCCUCCUUUGCUGCCAUUUAUUUACUGAUACUUGAUCGCACAAACUGGAGGACCAAUAUGCUCACUUCAUUAUUAGUGCCUUACAUAUUCUUCAGUCUACCUGGGUCAAUAUUCCACUUUUUUAGAGGAGAAAUUGGAAAAUGGAUUGCUUCCAUAGCAGUGGUGCUGAGACUCUUUUUUCCAAGACACUUUCCCGAUUGGCUAGAACUACCUGGAUCAAUGAUCCUUCUUUUGGUGGUGGCCCCUGACUUCUUUGCUAUCAAUAUGAGGAACAACUGGGUUGGGUUGGCCAUAGAUCUUGCUGUUGGUUGUUACCUAUUGCAAGAACAUAUUAGAGCUUCUGGUGGAUUCAGGAAUUCUUUCACACAAAAACAUGGAAUAUCAAAUACUCUUGGAAUCCUCCUACUCUUAGUCUACCCCACAUGGGCUUUAGUUAUCAGUUGA
Arachis duranensis is the source of this 609-nucleotide messenger RNA. RefSeq names its product cold-regulated 413 plasma membrane protein 2. The transcript has 4 exons. The record is from RefSeq and is a predicted model, not a curated record. The coding region runs from base 1 to 609 and encodes 202 amino acids. Gene Ontology annotation, cellular component: membrane. Lineage: Eukaryota; Viridiplantae; Streptophyta; Magnoliopsida; Fabales; Fabaceae.